AGGCACUAAAGAAAACGCUCCUCUCUCUUUAAACAGAAAACAGGAAGUGACUAGAAGUCAGCCCAUGAAGCUGCUCUCGAUAGUGAGUAAGGAAGACAGUUGAGGUGUGUAUGUAUGCACAUAUUCACUGAGAAUUCACAGGUGUAUAAAUAACUUGACUACUUGGAACUAAAAGUACAGAAUCUGGCUGAACAGAUACAAGUGAAUGUGAAAACGAAAGUAAGUUGGCUGUCUGAAUUCCCACAAGAAAAGAACAGGAAGAAACAGCCAAGUGCAGGAGAAAACGUCAGAAUGGCUGCUAAUGUAUCACAGUCUGAAGUGGAUUGCACCUGCCCCGUCUGCUGUGAUUAAUUUAAGGAUCCAGUUGUCUUGUUGUGCGGUCACAGCUUCUGUCAGUACUGUCUUCAGGAGUGGUGGAGACAAAGCAGACUCCAGACAUGCCCAGUCUGCAAGGAAAUUUUCCCAAUGGAUCAGCCUCCACGUAACCUGGCACUAAAAAAUCUGUCUGACACCUUGAGACAAGAGAAGAGUCAAACAGCGACGUCAGGAUCUGAGGACGUUUGCAGUCUGCACAAUGAGAAACUCAAGCUCUUCUGUCAGGAUGACGAACAGCUCAUUUGUGUAAUUUGUAGGGAUUCACGAAAACAUAAGAAACACAACUGCAUCCCGAUCAAUGAAGCAGCAGAAGACCAUAGGAAAAAACUGACUGUUGGACUGAUGCACCUGAAAGGAAAACUGCAGUCAUUUCAAGCAGAAAAACUCAACUGUGAUAAAAUGGCCAGCCACAUCAAGGUAAGUAACAAACAGAGGUUGUCAGUAACAUAUGUCUGCUUUCAUCAAAAAGGUGUUUCUCCUCAGCUCCAGGCUCAGGGGACAGAGAGGACAAUCAAAGAAGAGUUUCAAAAGCUUUACCAGUUCCUGAGAGCAGAGGAGGCAGCCAGGAUAGAUGCAGUGAGGAAGGAGGCGACGCUUAAGAGUGAGGCAAUGAGCAUCAGGACUGCUAAUCUGAAUGCAGAGAUCUACUCACUCUCAGCCAAAAUCAAAACCAUUGAGGGGAAAAUGAGAGCUGAAGAUGUCUCUUUUAUAAUGAAUGUCAAAACCACCAUGGAGCUAUCACAGUGCAACCUGCCAGAUCCAGAGACACCAUCAGGAGCCCUGAUUGAUGAGAGCAAACAUCUAGGGAACCUGCUAUUCACAGUCUGGAAAAAGAUGAAGCAUAUGAUCGAAUAUACUCCUGUAAUUCUGGACCCCAACACUGGCGACUCGUCUCUGAUCGUAUCAGAACAUUUGACCCGUUCAACAAUAAGUGACAAGAGUCAGCCACUCCCUGGAAACCCUGAAAGACGGCGUUGCUCAGAUGUUCUUGGAUCUGAAAUCUUUAGCUCUGGGAAACACAGCUGGGAUGUGGAGGUAGGGGGUUAUUGGGCUGUUGGUGUGGCGACGAGAACCAUGAAUUCAACUUUUGAAAAGAUCUGGGGAAUCUACAUGUGUGUUUGCACAGACAUUUUACGUGAACUUACUCCAGAGGACUAUGUGGAAGUUGUAUCUGAAAAUUUGUUUCCGCAAAAAGUCAGAGUGGUGCUAGAUUAUGAACGAGGAAUACUGUCCUUUUUUGACCUUGACAGAAAAGCACCUGUAUACACCAUCAAACGCACUUUCACAGAGCCAGUUUGUCCAUAUUUUCGUGAGAAUGCAAAAAUCCUUCCAUCUAAAUUGUCAGUGACAACUGACUAGUCUAAUGAAAUACACUGUUGAGUUGCAUUAUGGGAAAUGAAGGAACCAGUGUCUCUGAUGUUUGAUUGGGGACCCAAAGUCAGAAUAUCUCAGCGUCUGCUGCUUCAAUUUUGGCCAUAGAUAACAUCACAUAAUUCACGUGUUUGUAGAGAUAUGGCUAAUUUCGGAAUCUGUUUGAGUCUUAAAUAAUUUGUGCUUUAAAUGUAUAGUAUGUUCAAAAUGAACUGUUAUGAUCUUAUUUCACGCAUUGGUUCUUUUAAGGCCAAUGAUGUGAACUUUAAGAUCAUGUAAAUAUUUAGUGAUCAAACUUUUGGGCUUAAUCAACGAAAAUGACUUUAACCUGAGAUUAACCUUAAAAAAAAAAAAAAAAAAAUAUAUAUAUAUAUAUAUACGUAAGCUAAAAAGCUAAAAACGUACAAAUAAAUCUGCAGCUCUGAACCACUUUGAUUGUCUUCAUUGGGAAUCUCCAGUAUUCCCAAAACUUUCCUGUGUGUUUGACAUGUCUGCCUGUAUGCACACAUAGCACAAGGGUGAAUCAUUAUGAGGCAAUGCCUAGUGUCUCUAGUGUAUGGCCAUCUCUCUCUCUCUCUCUUUCUCUCUUUCUCUCUCUCUCUCUCUCUCUCGCUCUCUCUCUCUGCUCACCGCUGACACGCUCACACACAUGAGCCCGAAUCUCCACACUGAUACUGAGUCUCAGUGGUAUUACAGCUGGAAUGCCUGCUAUGUUUAUUCAACUAAUGAAACAAUGAAGGAAAACAAACAGAGGGGCCAAAUUAAAAGAGAAAAAGGAUUGAGAGAAGAAAACACUCUGAGGGAGAAGAGGAAAUAGAAGGAGCAUGCAGGCGUCUCUCAUUCUAUUUGUAUUCCUCUGCAUGUUUUACAUGACGAGUGUUUCUCAGUCCAGUUUUCUCAGGGCUAAUGAAGGUUGGAGAUCAGGGGUUGACUGACACAACAUCUGCUCAAAUGCAGUCUUGAGGGUACCCCCCCACUGCCCCAUCCCAUUUAAGAUUACCCAAGAUAAAGCUGGAGGGGAAAGUGUCGGUUUGAGUGAUCACUCUACCAUUAAUUUAAUUAGACAUAGUGUAUUUAUCAGGUUUGACCUUAAGAAUUUGACAGAUUUUUUCAUACUUUUGCCCAACAUUUAAUUAAAGAAUCUGUUUGACUUUAAUUUGUCAUUUAUAACGAAAUCUUUGAAGAGUUCAUAGUUAUCAUGUUAAAAUUGAUCCAAAAGUGAGCAAACUUUAGUGCAGCUGAGCAAUAAUCUGGCAGGUUUCACAAUUUGGAAUAAAAACCUUCUUUGCUUUUUUAUUUUUUACUUCUCACUCUGCAGACCAUCAUUCUUGCUGUAUAAACCAUUGCUUUAGCUCAAAGGAAUGACUGCAAACCAGUGUAUCCAACCCUCUUUUUUCUUUCUCAAAAUCCCCUUUUGAAUGAUCAAUCACUCGAUGUUGACCAGAGAGCACCAAGCAGCCACUGAGGUGAAUACGUCAGAUGUUAUUUUACUGAAAGUGCCAUUUUUCUACUAAUCAGAUGAAAUAAACACAUUAUUUC
This is a messenger RNA of Toxotes jaculatrix (banded archerfish), 3285 nucleotides long. Its product is annotated as zinc-binding protein A33-like. NCBI's taxonomy places the organism in Eukaryota, Metazoa, Chordata, Actinopteri, Toxotidae. Gene Ontology annotation, molecular function: zinc ion binding. The coding region runs from base 466 to 1734 and encodes 422 amino acids. The record is from RefSeq and is a predicted model, not a curated record. The transcript is spliced from 5 exons.